Molecule: messenger RNA, 1424 nt
Organism: Pogonomyrmex barbatus (red harvester ant)
Lineage: Eukaryota; Metazoa; Arthropoda; Insecta; Hymenoptera; Formicidae
Product: BRCA1-associated RING domain protein 1
Biological process (GO): protein K6-linked ubiquitination
Cellular component (GO): BRCA1-BARD1 complex; BRCA1-A complex
Molecular function (GO): protein binding; ubiquitin-protein transferase activity
Source: RefSeq, a predicted model, not a curated record
AUGGAUUGUAUUAAGUCUUCAACAAAAUGCGUUAAAUGUGACAUACCAGUACAACCAAGGGAAAUAAAGCCUGAUUAUUUAGUAUCCAAUCUUAUACAGAAUAUCGAUAUUAUUUCAGAUGUUAUUGAUAAAAGGGAUAUAUGGAAUAAUUCUACUGAUGCUUCAAAUGUAUCAUUGGAUAAUACAAUAUCCACAGUACUGCAUACACCAAAGAAGCAAAAUUAUGUACGCAAGAAAAAUAUAAAUACACCAAAUCCCAAAGGAGAAACGCCAUUACAUGUGGCAUGCUUAAAAAGAAAUGCUGAACAAGUUAAAUAUCUCUUGUGCAUUGAUGCAGAUCCUAAUACAAAAGAUAAUGCUGGUUGGACACCUUUGCAAGAAAUGAUCAGUUAUGGGUGGAUUGAAAUAUGUGAAUUACUACUAGCAGGUGGAGCAUCACCUAAUAUGUUAGGUUAUAACAACCGAAGACCAUUGCACGAAGCUGCUAAACAUGACAAAAUCGAAAUAGCCAAAUUAUUGUUGCAAUAUAAUGCUGAUAAACACUCAUAUGAUCAAUAUGGCAAAAAGCCUAUAGACUACAGUAAAUCAGAAGAAAUGCGACAACUUCUGAUGGAUGUAUCACAGCCUCCAUCUGAAAAGGUAUCAGACCUCAAUCAAUCGCUAGAUAAAUCUUUUCAUACAGGAUGUGAUAAAUAUGUAAUUCUUGCAUCAAAUUUAAAACAUGAAAAUCAGAAAUUGCUUGGUCUUGUAGCUGCAAGACAUAAAUUCAAAAUUUUGACUACAUAUAGACCAUCUGUUACACAUGUGAUAGUGGAGGCAAAUGAGCAAAAUAUUACAACAUUGACACUUGAUGUUUUGUUUGCGAUUAUUUAUGGAAGCUGGCUUCUUAAUAGUGAAUGGAUUCAACUAGCAACGGAUAUGGAUGAUGUAGCUACCGUGGAUCUUGAAUUGUUCGAAAUUAACGGCGCGCCAACUUAUGGUAUCCCAAGGAAAGCGAGACAAAAUGCGAUAUGUCAAAACCCACGCCUAUUUAAUAAUUGUUUCUUUUAUUUUGCUUUGCAAGCUAAUACAACUUAUCAUAUUGGCGACGUGCGAUUAACGAAAGAUGAUUUAAUUCGACUUGUAAAGGAAGGAGAAGGAACAGUACUCACUCGAAAACCAGAUCCAGAAGAUCUGAAAGAUAUGUCACAAGUGAUACCUUUUCAUACUGCGAAUAAUGCGUCUCAUCCUUUACACAAGUGUACACAUUAUGUUAUAUAUGUGCCAGAAAAUUAUGCUACGAUCGUAUGAGACGAUGCUAUUUUGUGCAAAGUAUGAUCAAUUCUGGAAGAAGAUAUCGUACGGUAUCUCGUACAUUUACGGAUAAAGUACCGCUAGUCGCGCACAGGCACGUAUGCAGACGCGUUGUGCACACGCAGACAUGU